UCGGCUCCGGACUCUGCCAGGCGCGCUGCUGCUCACAGCCCUCUCCUCGCCCGCUCGCUUGGCCGGCCGCCGGAGCCGGCCCGGAGGCCAGCCGGUGUGUCGGGGAGGGCAGCCCCGGACCUAGAGGCUGCGUGAAGGCGCCCUCCGAGCCUCGCCCCCGGAGCUCCCUGGUCCCCCCGGCUGGGAGCCGCAGACAUGAACGAGGAUGCCUUUGACCUCCAGACCCUGCCUUCAAAGGACGCGAAAGGCUCGCAAAGGGAAGAAGCCGGCGUGGUGCAUGGGGAAGCCAAGCCGCCGGGACCCGCCGCCGACUCCCCGGGAGAAGCCCCGAGCCACGAGGCCAUGAGGGUGAACGACAAGUACUCGUCGCUGCCCGCCGCGGCCGACAAGGGCGUGCACAUCAUCAACAUCCGCGCCAUCGACGACCUGGGCUACCUGCAGUCCGAGGGCACGCUGCUGAAUUCACUGGGCGUGGACCCCGAUGCCAAAUGUAAGUAUGGCCUCUACUUUCAAGAUGGCCGGAGGAAAGUGGAUUACGUCCUGGUCUAUCACUACAAGAAGACGGGCAAUCACAAUAUCCUGGCUCGAGUCCUCCAUGUGGAUCCCUCCCAGGGGGGAUCCCAGAGCCUCAAGCAGGAGCCUUUGCCCGGCAAGGAGGGCUCCAUGGACACGACAGAGUUCGACCAUCACGAGGCUGACAAGCGGGCUCGCCGGGAAGAGUAUGAGAGCAACCUCCGGGAGGCUGGACUCGAGCUGGAGAAAGAUGAGGAUACUAAACUGCACGGAAUCGGGUUUGUGAAAAUCCACGCACCCUGGAACGUUCUGUGUCGAGAGGCUGAAUUUUUGAAACUCAAAAUGCCCACCAAGAAGGUGUAUCAGAUCUACCAGAGCCGGGGCCUGCUCACCAAGCUGAACUCCGUGGUCCAGAAGAUAACGGAGCCCAUCCAGCCUCGGGUGGCCAACUACAGGACCCAGAACGUGAAGAGGCUUUCUUUCGGCUUCUCCCGGGAAAAGAAGCACCUGUUUGACCUGACGGACAAGGACUCCUUUUUCGACAGCAAGACCCGGAGCAUCAUAGUCUAUGAAAUUCUGAAGAGAACGACUUGCUCCAAGGCCAACACGGGGCAAGGAGAGGCAAGAAGGAAGGAUUCUGCCCUUUUAAGUAAAAGGAGAAAAUGUGGUCAAUACGGCAUCACCAGCCUCCUGGCCAACGGGAUCUACACGGCGGCCUACCCCCUGCACGACGGCGACUAUAAAGGAGAAGACGUUGAGAUGAAUGACAGAAAAAUUCUGUGUGAGGAGUGGGCCACCUAUGGAGCCUUCUACAAGUACCAGCCCAUUGACCUGAUCAGGAAGUACUUUGGAGAGAAGGUGGGCCUGUACUUUGCCUGGCUGGGCGUCUACACUGAGAUGCUUAUUCCAGCUUCGAUCGUCGGGAUCAUCGUCUUCCUCUACGGGUGUCUCACUGUUGACGAUAACAUACCCAGCAUGGAGAUGUGCGACCACCGGAACAACAUCACCAUGUGCCCCCUGUGCGACCGGACCUGCAGCUACUGGAAGCUGAGCUCCGCCUGCGCCACGGCCCGCGCCAGCCACUUCUUCGACAACCCGGCCACCGUCUUCUUCUCCAUCUUCAUGGCGCUGUGGGCGGCCACAUUUAUGGAGCACUGGAAGAGAAAACAGAUGCGGCUCAACUAUAUAUGGGACCUGACGGGGUUCGAGGAGGAAGAGGAGACCGUCAAGGCUCACCCGCGGGCGGAGUACGAAGCCAAGGUCUUUAAGAAAUCCCUUCGGAAAGAAUCCCACCAGCCCCGGGAGGUCUAUAAGGAGAAGCUGACGUGGAAGGACCGAUUCCCGGCCUACAUGACCAACUUCAUCAGCAUCAUCUUCAUGAUCGGGCUGACGUUCGCCAUCGUCUUCGGAGUGAUCAUCUACAGGAUCUCGACCGCGGCCGCGCUGGCCAUCAACUCGUCCCCCGCCGGCCGGGCCAACGUGCGCGUGACCGUCACGGCCACGGCCGUCAUCAUCAACCUGGUCGUCAUCAUCAUCCUGGACGAGGUCUACGGCUCCAUCGCGCGCUGGCUGACCCAGAUCGAGGUGCCCAAGACGGACAAGACCUUCGAGGAGCGGCUCAUCUUCAAGGCCUUCCUGCUGAAGUUUGUCAACGCGUACAGCCCCAUCUUUUACGUGGCUUUCUUCAAAGGCCGGUUUGCUGGACGCCCAGGCGACUACCUCUACAUCUUCCGCUCCUUCCGCAUGGAAGAGUGCGCUCCCGGGGGCUGCCUGAUGGAGCUCUGCAUCCAGCUCAGCAUCAUCAUGCUGGGCAAGCAGCUGAUCCAGAACAACCUGUUCGAGAUCGGCAUCCCGAAAAUGAAGAAGUUCUUCCGCUAUUUAAAACAGCGGCCCUCCGACCACGAGGAGUCCACCAAGAAGCGCAAGCGCUAUGAGGUGGAUUACAACCUGGAGCCCUUCUCGGGCCUGACCCCGGAGUACAUGGAAAUGAUAAUCCAGUUCGGGUUCGUGACGCUGUUCGUGGCCUCCUUCCCGCUGGCGCCCCUCUUCGCGCUGCUCAACAACAUCAUCGAGAUCCGCCUGGACGCCAAGAAGUUUGUGACCGAGCUGCGCAGGCCCGUGGCCGUCAGGGCGAAGGACAUAGGCAACUGGUACAAUAUUCUACGAUGUUUGGCAAAACUGGCCGUCAUCAUCAACGCGUUCGUCAUCUCCUUCACCUCAGACUUCAUCCCCCGCCUCGUGUAUCGCUACAUGUACAGUGACGAUGGCUCCAUGCACGGCUUCGUGAACCACACGCUCUCCUAUUUCAACGUCACCGACUUCCAAGCGGGGACGGCCCCCAAUGAUCCCAUGGAUCUGGGCUAUGAGGUGCAGAUAUGCAGGUAUAAAGAUUACCGAGAGCCUCCUUGGUCUGAAAACAAAUAUGAGUUAUCCAAGGACUUCUGGACCGUGCUGGCUGUCCGACUGGCCUUUGUGAUAGUCUUCCAGAACCUGGUCAUGUUCAUGAGUGACUUUGUAGACUGGAUCAUCCCCGACAUUCCCAAGGAUAUCAGCCAGCAGAUUCACAAGGAGAAAGUCCUCCUGGUGGAUCUCUUCAUGAAGGAGGAGCAGGGCAAGCAGCACAUGAUGGAUAUCUGGAAGGAUGUCCUCCCGAGUGACGGCCACAGCAACCACAGCCCCACAUCCUCCAGGACCCAGAGAAGUAGCACGACGUCCAAAGGUUCCUACAACGUGGCGGUUUAGCAGGAGGGAGGCCCAGAUUUCCAGAACCCUCACUUCCAGUGAGAGUCACUCUGCCUGCAAUGCAGUCUGCUCCAUGGACAGCCUGCGGCAGGGCCCAGAGUGAGCCAAAGCCUGGGGAAACCCUCUUCUUGCAGAAAUGGAGGACCAUGUCCAAUGGGACACUUUUUACUUUUCCUUUUUAUUUUUUUGCACAAACUGUAAUGCAGGGACUGACUCUCUCUCUCUCUCUCUUUCUCUCUC
Molecule: messenger RNA, 3495 nt
Organism: Antechinus flavipes (yellow-footed antechinus)
Lineage: Eukaryota; Metazoa; Chordata; Mammalia; Dasyuromorphia; Dasyuridae
Gene: ANO1
Product: anoctamin 1
Exons: 27
Coding region: 196-3255 (1019 amino acids)
Biological process (GO): chloride transmembrane transport
Cellular component (GO): plasma membrane
Molecular function (GO): chloride channel activity; protein dimerization activity
Source: RefSeq, a predicted model, not a curated record